Molecule: messenger RNA, 610 nt
Organism: Cuscuta europaea
Lineage: Eukaryota; Viridiplantae; Streptophyta; Magnoliopsida; Solanales; Convolvulaceae
Source: the annotation of a GenBank genome assembly
UAGUGUCUCUUCUUCGACAAAUUAUUGGUGGGGAUUUCGGUGAGGGUAAUUUAUGGCUGUGCUCUGAGAUGGUUGGUAUUUUACUGAACAAAUGGGAGAGUUUAGUAGAAGAAGAUCCCUUGGUUUUGACAUAUGGGUUGUAUGUGUUUCUUAGGUUAUUAGCUGAUCAUGGUAGGUUAUCUAAUGAUCCAAGACUAAAAACAUUAAUGAGAUUGGAGACAGAGUUUUGUAUUAGGGUUUUGAGGGAACACUUUGGUCUGUGUUUAAGAAUAGGGAAGGAUCUUGUGAGGCUUUUACAAGAUUUGGUCCACAUAGCUGAGUUCAAGUCCAUAUGGAAAGACUUGUUGUUCAAUCCAGGAGAGUUUAAAGUAAAUGAUUUUAAGUCCAUAGCUCAAAUUUAUGGUUUUAGGACUCCAAGUUUGUACUUUUCACUUAGAAUAACACCCGAGAUGGAAAGAAACUUGAGAUUUUUGCUCACAAAAGUGAAGCUUGGCAACCAAAGGAGGUAUCAGGUCUGGUUUGCUAAAAAGUUUCUUUCUUCGCCUGACAGGGAGACUCUUUUGGUAGACAUUGUGAGGUUUAUCUGUUGCACAUGCCGUUCUUCAAGCGA